AUUACAAUGGCUGUUACUUAAUCUUUUUUUUCUGACACUUAUAAUACAAGAUUUCCUACUUGGUGUUAUGAAAAAUGUCCUUGUGAUACUUCAUAAAUGGCAAAUCCUACUCAUUUUAAAAUUUAAAUAAAUAAUGGUAAAUAGAAAACGAAACUUCUUUAUAUAUAAAAUGAUUAUUUGAUUACCAAGUCAAAAUAAGUAAAACAAAUCACUAUUUUUUAGAACGACUUAAAAUGGAUCUGUUAUUUAAACUCAACAUUAAAAGUUUUAAAGAAUUCAAGAGAAUAAACAAGCACUCUCCUCUUAUCAUAAGGUCAGAACGAAGUGUCUAUAAGUGGAGAUAUUGAGAACUUGCUUAAAACUAUAAAACGAUAUUCAAUUUAGGAAGAAUUCAAGAUGAAAUUCUAAUUAAUAAAAAAAUUAGGACAAGGUGCUUUUGCAGAGGUAUAUAUUUACUCAAAUAUAUUAGGUAUAUUCAGCCAAGAAUAAACAAUCAGAUGAUUAUUUCGCAGUAAAAAUGUUCGAAAAAUAAUUUUUUAAAUCUUACUUAGACUAAUAAUCAUUAUUAAAAGAGAUUAAAGUACUUCGAACAAUUUAUCAUGAAUCUACUGUGGCAUUAUUGGAAUUAUACGAGACAUAAUGUUACGUCUAUGUUGUAAUGGAAUUACUAAAUGGCGGAAAUCUUAGUUAGUACCUUGAUAAAAAUUCUCCUCUUUCUGAAAAAUAAACAGCAUAGAUUGUGUAUAAUUUAUUGAUUUCUCUUAAUCACAUAAAUAGUUUUGGAAUAUUUCAUAGAGAUUUGAAACCUGAUAAUAUUAUAUUUCGUGAAAAAGGGAAUUUGGAUUCUUUAUGUAUAAUUGAUUUUGGAUUGGCUGAUUUCUAUAAUUAAGAAGCCAUAUAUUUAUUCAAUAGAUGUGGUAGUGUUGGAUUUGUUGCUCCUGAAAUUUUACAUGAUUGUGCUUAUGAUUUAAAGGUUGAUUUAUAUAGUAUUGGUAUUAUAAUGUAUUGUGCCUUAAAUGGUUCAUUACCUUUUGAAGGUAAUUCUAUGUAGAAAGUUUAAUAAAACUAUAAAGGAGAAGUCAAAACUAAUAAUUUAAACAUAAGUUCAAAGGGAUUAUAAUUUAUAAAUAGUUUACUUUAACCUAAUCCUUAAAAAAGAAUAGAUUUAUAAGAAGCAUUGAUUCAUCCUUGGUUUUUAGAAUAAAAUUUUAGUAGUAUAAAAGGGUUUAAAUUAAAAAGUAUGAAAUAAUCAAUCAUGAAACAAAAUCUAAUGUUAACUCCUCAAUUAAUAAAGAGUAGUCCAAAUUCUACUCCAAGAUCACCUUAAAGUCCUUUAACUAAUCCUUCUUAAUAAUCUUCUUUUUUAAUGAGAAUGGCAGGAAAAAAACUUAGCAAUUUUAAACUUGAUGAGGAUUUAACUCCAAGAGAGAAAGAAUAAUAUAGUCCCAAAUCUAACUUAUUGAAAAAGGUUGUAGUAAGAAAAUCUAUUUUCAAUCAUUUAGAACCUCUUAAAAGACAAAGAAAAUUAGAAUGAUAUAGAUAAUGAAUCUGUG
Messenger RNA from Paramecium sonneborni, 1553 nucleotides. NCBI's taxonomy places the organism in Eukaryota, Ciliophora, Oligohymenophorea, Peniculida, Parameciidae. The record is from the annotation of a GenBank genome assembly.